Drechmeria coniospora is the source of this 285-nucleotide messenger RNA. RefSeq lists its product as uncharacterized. The transcript has a single exon. Lineage: Eukaryota; Fungi; Ascomycota; Sordariomycetes; Hypocreales; Ophiocordycipitaceae. Bases 1 to 285 code for a protein of 94 amino acids. The record is from RefSeq and is a predicted model, not a curated record.
AUGGUUCCCACGAACUCGGGGGUUGGCACGGUCAAUUUGCCAUUCCACCGGACCGGGCAGAGUUUUGGUCGUCGGCGGGCAUCCUGUCUGGUCGUCGGCGACAUCCAACCGGUGCCGAACGGCUCGCCGUGCGUUGGGUUAUUCGAGGAGAAAACCAGAGCCAACGACGCGUCGAAGGGCGCACCCACUCCCGACCGACCUCGCGAUGCAUCGUCAUCGUGGUCGAAAGCGCACCAGGUAACCUCGUCGGCAGCCGGAAACCCAAAGACUCGGGCUCCUAUGUGA